Molecule: messenger RNA, 3694 nt
Organism: Temnothorax curvispinosus
Lineage: Eukaryota; Metazoa; Arthropoda; Insecta; Hymenoptera; Formicidae
Gene: BtbVII
Product: sex determination protein fruitless-like
Exons: 7
Coding region: 658-3018 (786 amino acids)
Biological process (GO): regulation of transcription by RNA polymerase II
Cellular component (GO): nucleus
Molecular function (GO): protein binding; DNA binding
Source: RefSeq, a predicted model, not a curated record
CUUCAAAAAACCGCUGCGCGUUCGCGUUCGCGCGGAUCGCUCGCCAGAUGGCGGCGCCGGUCGGCCGCUAUAUUGAUCAAGUUGGAUUUCGUGAGACGCACGUUGAUAAGAUCUCGCGAAAAUUUUUCGAUCGCACGCCAAUCUCCUCCCGCCCGCGUGACGUGCGUGAGACGUGCCCGCGUGCGGGCGUGUGUAUGCGUGUGCGUGUCCCCGUGCGUGCGUGCGUGCGUGCAGGCUCGCGUGUGCGUGUGUACGUCAGCAUCUCCGACUCUUUUGACAAUUCUGACAUCCGUCGCUCUCGGUAUAAUCCGUUCGCGGCGGAGCACGGCGGAGCGGAGUGGAGCGGAAUUCGGGCCCGAGCCGAGAGCCGAGAGCCGAGCGCGCGCGUCUCCCCCGGCAGUCGGCGGCGUCGCGUAAAUCCUCCUCCCUCGCCCAUGACGUCACUCGCGAAUUACACAAGCGUCAUCGCUCAGUCUGUUGUGGAAAAUUUCGCGGGGUCCAUGGUGGCAGCGGCAAGGCACGUCGCCCUUUGAGUGAGACCGGCGUACGGCGUACGGCUCCUCGUCGGCAACGCGGCGACGACGACGACGACGACGACGAUUGAGUGCAUCGCGAGCAGAAUCCAAGUUUACGAGAGACUCUUCCUAUACCGUCACGAUGUCUAUGCAACAGUUUUGUCUGCGGUGGAACAAUCAUCAACCGAAUUUUAUCUCGGUUUUUUCCAAUUUGCUGAAUAACGAGACUCUAGUGGACGUCACUCUCGCCGCCGAAGGCAGGCAAAUUCAGGCACACAAAGUCGUUCUGUCAGCAUGCAGCACGUACUUUCAGUCGCUGUUCACGGUGAAUCCUUGUCAGCAUCCUAUUGUCAUACUCAAGGAUAUCAAGUUUUCCGACCUCAAGAUUAUGGUGGAUUUUAUGUAUUAUGGAGAAGUAAACAUAUCUCAAGAGCAAUUGCCAUCCAUCAUAAAGACGGCAGAGAGCUUAAAGAUAAAGGGACUCGCGGAAAUGCAUACGGCGUCGUUAACAAAAUGGCCAAGCGGAAGUAGCGAAACAGGCGGAGGAGACCGUGGUGAAUCUUGCUCGCCAAGUCCAUCUCCAUUGUCUCCCUCGUUUCGCAGAAAAAGGUUAAGGAAGUCUUCGACUGGCUCGACAUCCGGUUCCGGUGACAAACCAGAGGAAAUUAAUGAAAUCACAUUAGUGGCUACUAACAUUGUCAAACCUGAACCCCUCAUUGUGUCGCAAGAAAGCGGGGAGAACUUGAGGCGACCAGUAAACACCAGCACAGAAUCUCAAGGCAGUAUUGAUGAAGAUCAGAUAUCAAUUAUGAGUAAUAUGGAAACUAGUUCCGCUAAUACGCCAGCUCAAAGUGACGGUUCUAUCCAAGAUGUAAGUCAACAAUCGGGAGGAAACAUUGGACAAAGUUCUGUUUCUUCGCAACCACCUGUUCAUCAAGGAUUACAAUGGACUAUUAUGGAGCACACAUAUCAUCCGACACGUUUCGCUCUGUCCUCGUGUCAAACGAAUCUGUCGAUCCAAGCGUCGUCGGCAUUUACGACGCCCGAAAUAACAGCAUCCUCGACCAUCAGCGAUCAGUACUCUGGUACCAGCACGACUGGUUCCAGUUGCGCCCUGACGAACUAUCCGAACUCCUCCCACGGGACGUUGCAGCACGCGUCGUCGGGUGGCCCCUCGCCAUCGACGCAGUGCCCCAGUAACUGCCAGAGCCCCUGCGCCAGCCCGCAGACUGCGAUUAAGAGGAAGCGCUCGACUAAUCCGCAGGCGGACGAGAACUUUAUACGCGCGCUCGACGCCGUGCGCUACGGUGGUAUAGGGUUUUGCAAGGCGGCCAGGAUGUUCGGCGUGAACAACCGAACGCUCUGGCUCGAGUAUAAGAAGCGCGGCUACCCGAACAAUCGGCCCAGCCUCAAAUCUCGCGUUAAGCAGGAGGUCAAUUCCUCGCCGCCGCCGGCACCCCCGGCGCAGCCCAUGAACUCGCAGAGUCCAACGCCUAUGGGCCCGCCCACGACUCCGCACAGCACACAUAACACACAUAGCACGCACACCAUGCUGACCAGCCACAGUCCCCACACAAUGCUGAGUGGUUACAUUGACAGGCAUACGGACUAUACUAAAAUCUACUUAUUUAUUAUUAUAGUUCUUCAUUGCAAGCAGUCGCACAUAACGAAAAGGACUCGGCUGCUGAUCAGACAGCCGCGAGUGAAGAAGGAGCCGAGUCACCUGUCGCCGGACGGCGAAACGGGCUCCUUUUCGCCGCACAUUGUCUCGACCUCCGUUCACCUCGCCACGCCGACGCUGAAUCUUCCCCAAACGUCGAGGAGCUUCGAAGAGUCCCGUAUAUCGCCACCGCCGCACACCAUGCUGGUCAGCCAGCAGUCGAAUCUGCUGGCGGUGACAACGCCGUCCAACUUGCUGGCGGUGCCCCAGCCGUCCUACCUGACGAAGCAGCACUCGCAUCCACUGCUGUCCAGCCAGCAACCGAGCACGUCCGGAACGUACUGGAUACACCGGCAGCACUCGCAUCCGGAGCUGCCCGGCAGGACCACGAGUCCAUCGAUAGUGAUCGAGCCGGCGCCCGUCCUUAAAACGGAGGAAGAGGGAAGCGAGGAGACCUCGACUCCGGCUGCAUCGGCUACCACCGAGCACCUGGGGACCAGCGGCGGCAGCGGCGGCACUUCCGGCGGACUGAGGGUCAAGACGACGGAGUUACGGCGAGCUUCCUCAUCACCGCAGACGAGCAGUAGCAGAGAGCCUCGCGAGGGCAUGGGGGAUCAACGAUUAGGUCACUGUCCGGUGUUACGCCAAGGCCCUGCCUUAGGCUGCAAUCACUGCUGGAACACGAUAGACGCCCACGGCAGGAUACUUCGUAGGAAGACCAAGUAUCAUUGUCCCGAAUGCCAGAUCAAUUUGUGCAUCGUGCCCUGCUUUCAGGAGUACCACGAGCAGCGGCGCGAGCUGAUUUCCAAACUGAAGCCCUUACCAAAAACUAGCUCUGUUUAAUCUCCCCUCUGCUCCUCCCCGAUGUAAUUCUGUUUUAAGUAAUCGUUUAAGUAAUCGUUACUUAUCGGAUUACGUGUUAAAGCACGCGCUUUAAAUGUGUGAAGGUUUAACGUGAUGAUGACGGAGUAACGAGCCCGUCGUUAGCGUGUGACAUUAUUUUUCUCUUGUACGACGAUGUGUAUGAGUCAUCAGAUUGAUAUCGUUUACCAAGACUUUCAUGACUUGAUAUAUUUUCGUAAUACAUUUAUAGUGUCUAUAUAAUUGUUGAAGUAGGCGAAAUCAUUGCAAUCUCGCAGUUUGAUGAUACGAAUAUUUAUAAUUGUGUGUAUUGAGAGUUUUCUCCUUUUCUCUUAGUCUUUCAAUAAUUUUCACAUUUUCACGUAGCCACAUUUUCUGAGUUAAGUAGUUCUGAGUUUACGUUUAUCAAGGAACUUUUAGUUCUAAUCAAAAGUAAAGACUUUACUUUAAAAUUAGCAUAGAAAAAAAGUUUAUUUUAACGUAGAUAUGGAGAAAUUAAUAUAUUAUUUUUUCACGCAGUUUUAUAAAAUUCAUGACAAAAGUGAUGUAUCGAGAUUGGAUGUAAGACUACCUGUUACUCUGGAAAAUAUGUAAAUAAUUAUUGCAAUGCUCGGCACUUUAUUAUUAUCGUUAUUAUUUAUGUUUAGCACAUAUUAUA